AACGUCCAUCAUUCACCCUGAAGGUUUCUUCUUUCUGGAAACUUUCCUCAGAAUGAACAGAAAAUGCGAUACAGUACUUUGAUUUAUUGAUUCACUCGUCUUUCUUGCGGCCUUUGAUCAUACAAUCGCCAUCAUGUUUUCCGGCCUCUUUAUGAAAUUCAACGCUCUUCCAAGUCGCAAUCCAGUAUAGUUUUUAAUAACCGAGCUCUCCGAAUUUCCUGAAUACGAGUGAAUCACUGAAUACGACUGAAUACGGUGUUGAGUUUUUGAAAAUUAAACCCUGAAUUAAUCUUAUUAUUAGUUAUCUUUUCGGUAUUCUACACAACGUGAUCAAAUUUGCAGCCUGUAGAAACUGAAACAUUGAAAAAUGGAUUUGUGUCUCCGAUUUGUUCAAUAAAACUUUUGUGUUCACGGUUUUUUAUUAAUGUUUUUGCCUUAUCUUUUGCAAUAGAGUUUUCAAGUGUGACAUCACAGAAAAAUGUUUUUUAGAAUUUUCGACUUUUAACCAUAUAACAUAAAAGAACAUUAUGAAAUACCCUCAUCGAUUCAAAAUCAGUUAAAUUUGUCAAAAAUCGGGUUAGCUAUGGCCAAUAGAAAAUUUUAAGUUUGCUAACGGAUUACGGUGUUAUUUGGCUCAGUUCAUAAAGUUAUAAACUGAGACCAAAUUACAAAGGUUUGAUGGGGCCAGAGCUUGUGCUCAUCUAUCUGGUCAUCUGAUUUUGCAGAAAUGUUUCAUGAUACUCUUUCAGGUUUUGUAAACAAAUUUCAAAAAUUCUAAAAAUAUAUUUUUGUGACGUCAUCACUUGACAACACUAUUGUUAUACAAUCUUUCUAAAUAUUAAUUUGAUGAAAAAGUUCGCCUCCUUUAAACUAUAGGCUCUUAGUUAUUUUAUCUAUGGUAUAUUAUUAAUUUCUUUAAACUCCAUGCAAGAGCUACAAACCAUCAGUAUUUAAAGAUGAAUAAACCAUCAGUAGUAAUAUUUUACGAUAAAGAGUAGAAAAGAGUACAAGGCUCCUGAAUUGAUCAUUACUGGCCUUCUCAACUCUGAAGUUGAUAAAUGACUUUCUUUUUAAGCUAGCAUUGACAAGGAAACGCUUUGAUGUUAAUCAAAUUUGAUGGGGUUGUUGUUGAUUAUAGAAGGUAGCUUUAGAAGGGACCUAUCCAAUAAGGGGACACAAAACAGAAGAGACUGGAGCUCUUCGUGAAGAGCUUACCCGAGAACCUUCUUGGGAUGAUUGUCGAAUGAUAUAUUCGUGGAUUUCUGGUGACGUUUUAUAUCGCGUGUCCCAUGAAGGGACUGCUUUAUAGAUUAGGCUCUGGAUACGUGAACACUGUGAUCCAAUUCAAACUACUAUCGUGUUGGUGUGUUUAUGUGUCUUGCUUUUCAUAUUCCCAUUGGGAAGCUCUUCGUGCGUCCCUAUUCUCUUCUCUUUAUGUCAUUGACUGAAACUAUUGUUUUGCGAAAAGCGUUUUUACCAAGGGGCAUUUACUUUCCUUAGAAGAUACUCUCUUGAGGUCAUAGAAAAUCAAACCGAAUCGUGCAAUAGCCCUUGGGAUAGUUUAUGCGACACUUUUCCCAGUUUGCUUUGCGCCGUUUAGUAUCAAGAUAAGAGUGGUUGAGAGAUUUAUUCUUUCACUUGAACGGGACUAAACACAGCUGCAAGAUGCUUGGGAAAGAAAGCACAUCGACACAAGAUUUGCACUUUUUCAAGAAGCUACAGUCAUUGCCAAAUUUGAACACCCAUUUGAAUAAUCUGCUGCACAAGUAUCAUUGCAUUAAGCACUCUUCAGCGCUUAUCAGUUUUUCAUUAUGGUUUUGCGAGCGUUAUGUAAAGCUUUUGGUGAAGAUUGGUCUGCUGCUGCUCCUGUGUGUUCCCAAGGCCCUUUACAAAUCCAGCACAGUGGUCGUUUUGGAUGAAUUUCUUUGUCAUCAGCUUGACUUCUUGGAGAAAAAACUUUCACCGAAAACCGGGACGAUUUUCAAAAACGAGAACGGCAUCGAAGCGAGGUCAUUGAAAGCAUUUAUGCUACUAUUGCGCAUAGUGGUGCUAUGGCCUCGACUGACACUGCUGAUAGCAGCCUCUGCGUGGAGGGUUUGUCGUGGAGAACUGAAGGAAGACUUAAGAAUGCUCGUGGAAAUAUUUUCCAGAAAGAAAUCCGAGGUUCGCCGAACAACUACAAGAAUAAAAUGCAGGCGCUCUACAAGUUCACCUUAUCAGAGGAAAAGAAAACACGAGGAGGUCGAAGGAAAAGUCGAGCAAUAUCUGUUUGUUGAUGAAAGCUACCAAUCAGAGAAUGAUCCAGAUUAUGAAAUUGGCGAAACGACUUGCGAGGAUAAUGCUUCAGUGGAUGGAGAAAACACCGAUGACGAGCUGAACAACGACCCGCAGUGUUUUCUUUGCAAAGAAUGCAAAGAAGAGGACAAGGAAUCUGCAGAAGAGGCUGCAUCUAGUUCAGAGGCUGAAUCGGAAGCGGAUGAGGUAAAAGGAGAAGACAAGCAAGACCUGGCUGCUAAUGGCAGCUCAGAGGAUGAAGCUGAAGAAUUAAAAUCACCGCUUAGAAAAGUUGAAGAAAUUUCAAGUAAAUUCGAGGACCAGGCAAACGAAAGAAAAAGUCCAAUCUGCCAAAGAGGGUGAUGAGAUGCGAAAGAAUUUCGAACUUGUCCAGAUUUUGAUAUAAUUUGUAAAAUACUCAAAAUAUUUGCACAUAAAUUGCUGUUAUUAAAGUUGGGAUUGUUCUUUACAAAGCAUAAACCGAUUUCCAAUGUGUGGAAAUUCAGCUAGGCUCAUCGAAACCCUUUUUGCUAAAUUAACAAACG
Molecule: messenger RNA, 2819 nt
Organism: Rhopilema esculentum
Lineage: Eukaryota; Metazoa; Cnidaria; Scyphozoa; Rhizostomeae; Rhizostomatidae
Source: RefSeq, a predicted model, not a curated record